AUGGCGGCGGCGGCGGGGGGCCGGGGCAGCUGCAGCGAGGACGGCGAUGUCCCCGCCGCCACCCGCCUGCAGGCCUACGCCUGGUGCCGCGAGUUCCUGUCCGGCUCCUGGAAGCUCAUCAGCCCGGAGGAGUUCGGCAUUUGGCCGAUCAGCGGGGGGCUCAGUAAUCUCCUGUACAAGUGCGCGCUGCCCGAGCACAUCUCGAGCGUGGGGGACGAGCCCCGGCAGGUGCUGCUGCGCGUCUAUGGGGCCAUCCUGCAGGGCAUGGACUCGCUGGUUCUGGAGAGUGUCAUGUUCGCCAUCCUGGCCGAGCGCGCGCUGGGGCCGCGCCUCUUCGGGGUGUUCCCGCAGGGCCGGCUGGAGCAGUACAUCCCGAGCCGCCGGCUGCGCACGGAGGAGCUGCGGGAGCCCCGAGUGUCGGCGGAGAUCGCCGAGAAGAUGGCGAGGUUCCACGGCAUGGCCAUGCCCUUCAACAAGGAGCCCAAGUGGCUUUUUGGGACCAUGGAGUGGUACCUGGAGCAGAUCUCCGAGCUGACAUUCCCGGAUCAGGCACAGCUGGAGCAGCUGGAGCAGCUCCGGGGUUACAACCUGGAGCAGGAGAUGAGGAGCCUCAGGGACCUGCUGGAGUCCACCCCAUCCCCGGUGGUUUUCUGCCACAACGACGUGCAGGAGGGGAACAUCCUGCUCCUGGCGGGGCGUGAGGGCUCCUCGGACCAGCUCAUGCUCAUCGACUUCGAGUACAGCAGCUACAACUACAGGGGCUUUGACCUGGGCAAUCAUUUCUGUGAGUGGGUUUACAGCUACAGCCACGACUCCUGGCCCUUCUUCCAGGCACGCCCCGAGCACGACUACGCCCAGAGCCGUUUCCAGGCCUACUUCCAGCACAAGGCCCGCUGCUCCUGA
Sturnus vulgaris (Common starling) is the source of this 903-nucleotide messenger RNA. Lineage: Eukaryota; Metazoa; Chordata; Aves; Passeriformes; Sturnidae. The record is from RefSeq and is a predicted model, not a curated record.